Lithohypha guttulata is the source of this 1158-nucleotide messenger RNA. It is a transcript of the gene PEX10, whose product is annotated as peroxisome biogenesis factor 10. NCBI's taxonomy places the organism in Eukaryota, Fungi, Ascomycota, Eurotiomycetes, Chaetothyriales, Trichomeriaceae. Gene Ontology annotation, molecular function: zinc ion binding. The record is from RefSeq and is a predicted model, not a curated record. Gene Ontology annotation, cellular component: peroxisomal membrane. Bases 1 to 1158 code for a protein of 385 amino acids. The transcript has a single exon. Gene Ontology annotation, biological process: protein import into peroxisome matrix.
AUGGCGACACCAGCGCCAGCGCCCGAACCAGAACGAUACAACUAUCCAUGGGCUACGUCCCCAGACAUUAUUCGAGCGCACCAGAAAGAUGCCUACAUGACAGGCACAAUCUCUACACAAUUGAGCACUGUCCUACGCGAACUGCUGGGUGCACGUUUCGCUCACAAAUACAGCACCACAACAACACAUCUUUCAGAAUUGCUCUACCUCUGCAUGACGACCCUGCUCGGAAACCGGACGUUGGGUGAGGAGUAUUGCGAUGUAAUACAGGUCGAAGCCGAUACUCUGCGUUUGGCGGGUCUGGUCAGGAGAGUCGGCUAUAUCGCAAGUGUUGUCUUCUCUCCCUGGAUCCUGUCGAAGUCGCUACCAGCAUUAAGACGAAAGUUGAGAGCGAAGCUAGAAAGAAACACAACUAGGGAACGACACAAACUAGAGCAACGGCAGGCUUACUCAGACAAGACGAUACCAUCACCUUUAUCUUUACGUUUUCAAGAGUAUAUACUCGAGCACAUUGACGCUCUGACCUCACUAUCACCCAUUUAUGCUGUGUCCCUAGCAGCCUUCUAUUUCACUUCAUCCUACUACCACAUAUCAAAGCGCAUUUUCCAGCUCAAGUACAUCUUCACAAAGAAAAUCGCUCCGAACGAGCAACGCGUCGGUUACGAAGUUCUCGGUCUCUUACUCGUUCUCCAAAUGGCCGUCCAAGCCACACUGCACAUUCGAGAAACUCUCUUUUCCACUUCGCCAGACGAGGCAGACAAGUCCAUACACGCCAAAUCCUCACAAGCCGUCCAAGUAGGUGGUGGUGUCGAGCUCGGCAUGGGCGGAGAUCAUCUCCUCCUGUCAGACCUCGAUCUACACUCAGCCACCCACCGUCCCAAUCCUACCACAUUUGAGAGAAACACAAAUACACCGAUGGUGGAUUCUAACGAAAAUCCACACUUUCAACUCGAUGACCCAGAGGUCAUGGCCUGGAUUCCUGAAGGUCAACAGAGGAAAUGUACCUUGUGUCUGGAGCCGUUCAAAGACCCAAGUGUGACUACUUGUGGUCAUGUCUUUUGCUGGACAUGUGUUCAGGAUUGGGUGAGGGAGAAACCCGAGUGUCCGCUAUGUCGUACGGCUAUUCCUGGUAACAAGGUGCUGCCGCUGAGGGGUUAG